Molecule: messenger RNA, 219 nt
Organism: Ambispora leptoticha
Lineage: Eukaryota; Fungi; Glomeromycota; Glomeromycetes; Archaeosporales; Ambisporaceae
Source: the annotation of a GenBank genome assembly
AUGUCUGGCUCAAAAUCAACUAAAGUUUCUACCAAAGCUUCGAAAACUAAGGUCAAAAGCGACAGUUCAAAAAAGCAUCCAACCGCUUACAACAAAUUCAUGCAGAUUGAAAUUCCAAAAGUGAAGACUGAGAAUCCUACUAUCCAACAUAAAGAUGCAUUUAAACUUGCAGCCGGUCGUUGGAAAGAUAGUCCUGAGAAUCCAAAAAAUGCACAAUAA